GUCAUGAGUAUGUAUGACUUAUCCGUUCAUGGCCUCAUGCUUAAAAUAAUCUUAUUGUUAGGCAAUUGGAGUGUGUUCAGAUGAUGCUGGUAAAAUUAAAGAAGUAGGUAGUUUGUGAAUCUUGGAAGACAGAGAAAUUGUGAGAUUUGUGCUCUUCAGGAAGUGAAAUCAAGAUGAUGCAGGGAAUUGAGCCGACCUCAACUGAUCUCUUCUUUAUUUUAAAAAGUGGAGAUCAAGGUUUUAAUGUCCCUGUAACUGAGGCUAGGAAACUUGCAAACAAGCUUGUCAAAGAAGAACAGGAAUUAAUCACCUUGCAGAAAAAUGGGCCAUGGUAUAAUGGAUUGCAGGGUGUUUGUUCUAACGAGAACGCGAUGCUGGUUCUUCCCUCCUUAAUUUUAGUUGGAGCCUAGAGUCUGCAAGUUGGAGUCUGGAUAUAUUACAACCUCAGACUAUAUAUAGCAAUUGGAACGAUUCAGUGACAGGUGACUUGAUGCCACAAACCACUUGCAUUAUAAAUUUGGAUGUAUGGU
This is a messenger RNA of Cuscuta campestris, 530 nucleotides long. The record is from the annotation of a GenBank genome assembly. NCBI's taxonomy places the organism in Eukaryota, Viridiplantae, Streptophyta, Magnoliopsida, Solanales, Convolvulaceae.